This is a messenger RNA of Lindgomyces ingoldianus, 954 nucleotides long. Its product is annotated as acyl-CoA N-acyltransferase. The coding region runs from base 262 to 813 and encodes 183 amino acids. Gene Ontology annotation, molecular function: monosaccharide binding; glucosamine 6-phosphate N-acetyltransferase activity. Gene Ontology annotation, cellular component: endoplasmic reticulum; Golgi apparatus; endoplasmic reticulum-Golgi intermediate compartment. NCBI's taxonomy places the organism in Eukaryota, Fungi, Ascomycota, Dothideomycetes, Pleosporales, Lindgomycetaceae. Gene Ontology annotation, biological process: UDP-N-acetylglucosamine biosynthetic process. The transcript is spliced from 3 exons. The record is from RefSeq and is a predicted model, not a curated record.
AUCAAAAGGAAGCCCUUUGAGAGCUAUUAACUGCUCAAUUGCGUUGCAAAGACAGUUCUUUUGCAAGAUCCGGAAAAAUUAAUUUGCACACUUCCAUUUGACCGUCCCUCCCAAAGAAGCCACGCACCCGCCCCACCAUCGAUAAGCCUCCUCACUCAGCUUCCGCACAUUGGCCUUCAAUUGACACCAAACACAGCUCGACCCCCUCCAGCAUUCAUCUUAAUACCUUCUUCUCUCAAUUCCCCCGAUUGAAAAGUCAAGAUGUCUCUCACCAGCCCCGUCACCGACGCAACCACGCCCCUCUUCAGCCCAACCCUUGUUUCUCCAGAAGUGCUCUCUGAGCUACCCGAAGGCUAUACAUGCCGCCCGCUACAACGCGCAGAUUAUCACAACGGGUUUUUGGAUGUGUUGAGAGUCCUCACAACUGUUGGCGACGUCACAGAAGCGGCGUGGAAUGAGCGCUACGAAUGGAUGUCGCACCGCAACGACGAAUACUUCCUCCUCUGCAUCCUCGACCCCUCGCGAAAGAUUGUGGGCUGCGGCGCGCUAAUCGUCGAGCGCAAAUUCAUUCACAAUCUGGGCUUAGUGGGGCACAUUGAGGAUAUCGCGGUCGCAAAAGACCAGCAGGGAAAGAAGUUGGGGUUGAGGAUUAUUCAGGCGUUGGAUUUUGUGGCCGAGAAAGUGGGGUGUUAUAAGAGUAUUCUGGAUUGCUCAGAGGCGAACGAGGGAUUCUAUGUUAAGUGCGGGUUCAAGAGGGCGGGGUUGGAGAUGGCGCAUUAUUAUGGACAGAACAAGCCAAAGGGUGGUUUGUAGGUGGACAAAAGCCUAGCCUGAAGCCUAGGGGGACUACUAUUGCAUCUUGGAGGCGUUCUGAGGGAUAUCUUCUUGCUGGGGGCAUAGAGAGUUAUUAGACCAUUACAGGUCUUGGAAAUCUAACUUGGAUUAUUCGUACAG